This is a messenger RNA of Amaranthus tricolor (Joseph's coat), 785 nucleotides long. Its product is annotated as 1,4-dihydroxy-2-naphthoyl-CoA thioesterase 1-like. Bases 1 to 561 code for a protein of 186 amino acids. Gene Ontology annotation, cellular component: peroxisome. The transcript is spliced from 3 exons. NCBI's taxonomy places the organism in Eukaryota, Viridiplantae, Streptophyta, Magnoliopsida, Caryophyllales, Amaranthaceae. Gene Ontology annotation, molecular function: 1,4-dihydroxy-2-naphthoyl-CoA thioesterase activity. The record is from RefSeq and is a predicted model, not a curated record. Gene Ontology annotation, biological process: phylloquinone biosynthetic process.
AUGGACUACAAAACAGCAGCACAAUCACCAUCAACAGUCGCCGAAGCAACAACAUCGUCGGCUUCGUCAAGCUCAAAGACGGAGGAGCUUGAUUAUCCUCUGCACGCCGUCGGUUUCGAAAUCGACGAAGUUUCUUCCACUAGAGUUACCGGCCAUCUUCUUGUCACUCACAAAUCUUGCCAGCCGUUUAAGGUGUUACACGGGGGAGUGUCGGCGAUGAUAGCGGAGUCACUAGCGAGCAUGGGGGCUCACUUAGCAAGUGGACUGAAGCGGGUGGCCGGAAUUCACUUGAGUAUCAACCAUCUUAAGCACGUUGAUUUGGGUGAUCUUGUUUUGGCUCAAGCUGUUCCUCUCACUAUUGGUCGUACCAUUCAGGUGUGGGAAGUUCAAUUGUGGAAAACAAAUUCCAAACCAAAUCCAAACCUAAACCCGAAUCAAAAGUCGACGACAGAGACAAAGUCGUUGAUAUCAGUAUCCAGAGUGACUCUGCUAUCCAACCUUCCAGUGCCAGAGCAUGCAAAGGAUGCUGAUAAACCUAUUCGUAAAUAUGCCAAAUUAUAAGUAUAUAUAUACUUCCACGUCUAUAGUUCUACGUAGGUCUGUGCGAUGGGCUUGAUACGAGCCAGGCUAAGCUCAAAUGAAAACAAUUCUGGGUAAUGUUCAUGUAUUAGUAAUUUAGUAUUAGUAUCACACAGAGGUAAGAAUGUUGAGUAGCUAAUAAAUAUUGAUGCCUAAAUUCUUAAAGCCUUUGCUAUCGUAAAUUUGAAAAAAAUAAGAUUAUUUAA